AUGACGUGCUUGAAGCUCCUGAGAAUAAGCCUGGUGAUCUUGGCGGGGUGGGCGUGUGGCGCUGCCAGCUCUGAGCCGGGCUGGACACGCAAGAAAUCCUUGGCUCAGCGGGGACACCUGAAUCAGGUGCUGCUGGAAGGAGAACACUGUUGGCUGGGGGCUAAGCCUCGAAGACCGAGAGCUGCUCCCCAGCAUCACCUCUUUGGGGUGUACCCCAGCAGGCCUGGGGAGUACCUGAGGCCCUACUCUGUGGGCGAGCAGGGAAUCCGUCCUGCAGGACGCAGUCAGACAGAUCCCGGGGGAAAGGCUGUGAGCCUCGUUCCCCAAGACUUGAUGGAAAGUACAGCAGGAGCGAGGAGUGAGGCUGAGCCGCCAGCAGCCCCGUGGGUAGGGGAUGGUCCUAUUGGGCAAUCUGAGCUGCUGGGAGAUGAUGACACUUAUGUUGGCAACCAAAGAUCCAAGGACUCUCUAGGUGAGACUGGGACUUGGAAAAGCACAGCCACUGUCACCACCACCUUCGCAAGCCUGAAGGAACCCAAACCAGAGACCCAAAGGAAGGGCCGGGCCAAGUCUGGACGUGGUCGCCCAGUGGUGAAGAGGCAGGCAGAAGACGUGUCGGGAGACACCAAUGACUCUCCUCCGCAUUUCCAACCGCGGCCCAAGCGUCCCCUUACGCAAAGGGUCAGAAACAGCCCACUGGAGGACAGCAUCCAAAAUGGUGGAGGGGACCCCUCUUGGGACGCAGGGACCUUUAACUCCCAAGGAGGACUGCCUGUCUUGUACUUCUCUGGGAGGCGGGAGCGGCUGCUGCUGCGUCCAGAAGUGCUGGCUGAGAUUCCCCGGGAGGCGUUCACAGUGGAAGCCUGGGUCAAACCGGAGGGAGGACAGAACAACCCAGCCAUCAUCGCAGGUGUGUUUGACAACUGCUCCCACGCCGUCAGUGACAAGGGCUGGGCCCUGGGGAUCCGCUCGGGGACGGAUAAGGGAAGGCGAGAUGCUCGAUUCUUCUUCUCCCUGCGCACCGACCGCGUGAAGACAGCCACCGUCGUGGUUAGCCACAGGCGCUACCAACCGGGCAGGUGGACACACCUGGCGGCCACGUACGACGGACGGCGCAUGACCUUGUACGUGGACGGCACCCGGGUGGCAAGGAGUCCAGACCAGUCCGGGCCCCUGCACAGCCCCUUCAUGGCCUCUUGCCGCUCUCUGCUGCUGGGCGGGGACAGCUCCGAGCACGGGCACCGUUUCCGCGGGCACGUGGGCACGCUGGCCUUCUGGUCCAGCGCCCUGGCCCAGAGCCACCUGCAGCACGGCCCUCAGCAUCCGAGCGGGGCGGAGCCGUGGGCCACCUUGAUCCUCACGGCCAGUUUCGAGCCCCUGAGGGAACAGUGGGCCCCCUUCAGGGAGGAGAGGUACCCGUGGCUCGAGGUUCUCCAGGGCUCCGGGCCCGAGCCCGAGAUCCUGUCGCCUCUGCAGCCGCCGCCCUGCGGGCAGACGGCCUGCGAUAACGUGGAGCUGAUCUCCCAGUACAACGGACACUGGCCCCUCCGGGGGGAGAAGGUGAUUCGCUACCAGGUGGUGAACCUCUGCGACGACGAGGGCCUGAACCCCAUGGUGAGCGAGGAGCAGAUUCGCCGGCAGCACGCGGCGCUGAACGAGGCCUUCGGCCGCUACAACAUCAGCUGGCGGCUGAGCGUGCGCCGCGUGCACAACGCCACCCUGCGCCACCGCGCCGUGCUGGUGAACUGCGAGCCCAGCAAGGUGGGCAACGACCACUGCGACCCCGAGUGCGAGCACCCGCUCACGGGCUACGACGGCGGCGACUGCCGGCUGCAGGGCCGCUGCUACUCCUGGAACCGCAGGGACGGGCUCUGCCACGCCGAGUGCAACAACAUGCUGAACGACUUCGACGACGGGGACUGCUGCGACCCCGAGGUGGCCGACGUGCGCAAGACCUGCUUCGACCCUGACUCCCCCCAGAGGGCCUACAUGAGUGUGAAGGAGCUGAAGGAGGCCCUGCAGCUGAACAGCACGCACUUCCUCAAUGUCUACUUCGCCAGCUCCGUGCGGGAGGACCUUGCAGGUGCAGCCACCUGGCCUUGGGACAAGGAGGCCAUCAGUCACCUGGGUGGCGUCGUCCUCAACCCAGCCUACUACGGGAUGCCCGGCCACACCAACAUCAUGAUCCACGAGGUGGGGCACGUCCUGGGACUCUACCACGUCUUCAAAGGGGUCAGUGAAAGAGAAUCCUGUGACGACCCCUGCCGGGAGACGGUGCCCUCCAUGGAGACGGGAGACCUCUGUGCCGACACUGCCCCCACUCCCAAGAGUAAGCUGUGCCGGGACCCAGAGCCCACCAACGACACCUGUGGCUUCACGCACUUCCCAGGGGCUCCGUUCAGCAACUACAUGAGCUACACAGACGAUGACUGCACCGACAGCUUCACCCCUAACCAAGUGGCCCGAAUGCACUGCUAUUUGGACCUCGUCUAUCAGCAGUGGAGCGAAAGCAGGAGGCCCACCCCCAUCCCCAUCCCGCCCAUGGUCAUCGGGCAGACCCGCAGGUCCCUCACCAUCCACUGGCUGCCCCCCAUCAGUGGGGUGGUGUACGACAGGGCCCUGGACAGUGUGUGCGGCGCCUGCACCGAGGAUGGGAUGUUUCGCCAGUAUGUGCACACAGCUUCCUCCCGGCGGGUGUGCGACUCCUCGGGCUACUGGACCCCGGAGGAGGCCGUGGGGCCUCCUGACGUGGAUCAGCCCUGCGAGCCGAGCUUGCAGGCCUGGAGUCCCGAGCUCCACCUGUACCACAUGAACAUGACGGUCCCCUGCCCCACAGAAGGCUGUAGCCUGGAGCUGCUCUUCCAACACCCGGUCCAAGCCGACACCCUCACCUUGUGGGUCACUUACCUCUCCAUGGACUCCUCCCAGGCACUCUUUGACACGGAGAUCUUGCUGGAACACCAGGAGUCUGUGCACCUGGGCCCCUUGGACACUUUCUGUGACACCCCACUCACUAUCAAAUUGCACGUGGACGGGAAGGUCUCGGGGGUGAAAGUCUACACCUUUGAUGAGCGGAUGGAGAUUGACGCGGCUCUCCUGACCUCUCAGCCCCACAGUCCCUUGUGCUCUGGCUGCAGGCCUGUGAAGUACCAGGUUCUCCGAGAGCCCCCGUUUGCCAGCGGCUUGCCAGUGGAAGUGACCCACCCUCGCAGGAAGUUCACGGACAUGGAAGUCACACCUGGGCAGAUGUAUCGGUACCAAGUUCAAGUUGAAGCUGGAGCAGAACUGGGAGAAGCUUCACCUCCUCUGAACCACAUCCAUGGAGCUCCUUACUGUGGAGACGGGAAGGUGGCAGAGAGCCUGGGAGAAGAGUGUGAUGAUGGAGACCUCCUGAGCGGAGAUGGCUGCUCUAGGGCGUGUGAGCUGGAGGAAGGCUUCAGAUGUGCAGGGGAGCCCAGCCUCUGCUACAUGUACGAGGGAGAUGGGAUGUGUGAGCCUUUUGAGAGGGAAACCAGCAUCGUGGACUGCGGCCUCCACACUCCCAAAGGACACCUGGAUCUGUGGGCCACCCAGGCUUACUCCUCUAACGAAGACAAGACCAAGUGUCCUGUUUCCUUGGUAACUGGAGAACCUCACUCCAUGGUUUGCACGCCAUACCAUCCAGAUUUACCCAACCACCAUCCCCUCGCUGGCUGGUUUCCCUGUGUUACCAGUGGAAACAGAACUCAGGAGGAAGAGAGUGAGCAGCCGGAAGGCAGCCUGCAGAGAGAGGAUGAGGUUUGGCUUAAAGUGUGUUUCAGUAGACCAGGAGUGGCCACAGCAAUUCUUAUUUUCUUGACGACCGAUGGCCUGGUCCCUGGGAAGCAUCAGAAGCCAACAGUGACCCUCUACCUGACUGAUGUCAGUGGAAGCAACCACUCUCUCGGAACCUAUGAACUGUCAUGCCAGCAAAAUCCACUGAUUAUCAAUGUGACCCAUCACCCGAAUAUCCUCUUCCCUCCUACCACCUCAGUGCUGCUGAACUUCUCAUCCCCACUGGUGGGCAUCUCAGCUGUGACUCUAAGGACACCCUCCGACAUCAGUCCUUCAGCUCCCAAUGACUGCAUCGCAGAGCACAAGGGGCAAAGUCAUCAGAAACACAGCUGUGUCCACCGGCCAUGUGGGGAGCGGGGCAGCUGUGCGCCAUUGCUGCUUGAUCACGCUGAUGUGGCGAACUGUACCUCUAGUGGCCCAGGUCACAUGAAGUGUGCUAUCACCUGUCAAAGGGGAUGUGCCCUUCAGACCAGCAGCGGGCAGUUCCUCAGGCCCGUGCAGAAGGAAAUUCUGCUCACGUGUUCUUCUGGGCACUGGGACCGGGAUGUGAGCUGCAUGCCCCUGGACUGUGGCGUUCCUGAUCCGUCUUUGGUGAACUAUGCCACCUUCUCCUGCUCGGAGGGAACUGGCUUUCUGAAACGCUGCUCCGUCUCCUGUGUCCCGCCAGCCAAGCUGCAAGGACUGAGCCCGUGGCUGACCUGCCUGGAGGACGGGCUGUGGUCUCUCCCCGAAGUCUACUGCAAGUUGGAGUGUGAUGUUCCCCCCGUCAUUCCAAACGCCAACUUGCUCCUGCCUCACUGCCUGCGGGGCAACCACGACGUGGGCACCGUCUGCAGAUACGAAUGCAAACCGGGCUACUACGUGGUGGAAAGCGCAGAGAGUAAAGUCAGGAACAAGUUCUUGAAGAUACAAUGCCUGGAAGGUGGAGUCUGGGAGCAGGGCAGCUGCACCCCUGUGGUGUGCGAGCCCCCUUCUCCUGUGUUUGAAGGCAUGUAUGAAUGUACCAAUGGCUUCAACCUGGACAGCCAGUGUGUGCUCAACUGUAACAAGGAAAGUGAAAAGCUUCCCAUCCUCUGCACUAAAGAGGGACUGUGGACCCGGGAGUUCAAGCUUUGUGAGAACCUGCAAGGGGAAUGCCCACCGCCCCCUUCAGAGCUGAAUUUAGUGGAAUACAAGUGUGAACAGGGACACGGGAUUGGUGCAGUGUGCUCCCCGUCGUGCAUAAUCCCCCCCAGUGACCCCGUGAUGCUGCCUGAGAACGUCACUGCAGACUCUCUGGAGCACUGGAUGGAGCCUGUCAAAGUCCAGAACAUCGUGUGCACAGGCCGGCGUCAGUGGCACCCAGAUCCCGCCCUGGUCCACUGCAUCCAGUCGUGUGAGCCUUUCCAAGCGGACGGCUGGUGUGACACUAUCAACAACCGGGCCUACUGCCACUACGAUGGGGGAGACUGCUGCUCUUCCACACUGUCCUCCAAGAAGGUCAUUCCAUUUGCUGCUGACUGUGACCUGGAUGAAUGCACCUGCCGAGACCCCAAGGCAGAAGAAAAUCAGUAACUGUGGGAUUAAGCCCCUCCCUCCACAGCCCAGAGGCAGAAAGAAAAAGGCCAACACAGCAGGAAACAGAGGGUGAAGGAAGAAGAAAGGUCAUGAAAUGGAGGAAGGAGCGAAAGCGUGAAGGAUCUCGUAGGAAACGCCAGAGGAUAUCGACAGGUCCGACUAGCGCAUCGCGUAGCCCAAGGAGGGAGGAUCCUAUGCAAAUCUUCUUUAAAGUGGCAGUUGAUUAGAGCGGAAGGAGAAAUACGAUGGAUGUAUAAGGACGCUCC
Molecule: messenger RNA, 5636 nt
Organism: Propithecus coquereli (Coquerel's sifaka)
Lineage: Eukaryota; Metazoa; Chordata; Mammalia; Primates; Indriidae
Gene: PAPPA2
Product: pappalysin 2
Exons: 22
Coding region: 1-5367 (1788 amino acids)
Molecular function (GO): metallopeptidase activity
Source: RefSeq, a predicted model, not a curated record